AUGGGUACCCUUGAACAAUCUGCGCCCGGGAAUGAGCCCAUCAACCCGUGUUUCAGACCCGGGCAGAGGGUGCACGCCGCGGGUGACGUCCGGAGAAUCGGAACGGUGAAGUACAUGGGACCCUUGGAAGGCCACUCGGGGAUAUGGGUCGGAGUUGAUUGGGACAAUGACGGUGACGGCAAGCACGACGGCUCUCACAAUGGGUUCCGGUAUUUCCAAGCUAGAGGCCCCAAAACCGGGUCAUUUGUCCGCCCCGGCAAGCUGAGCUCCGGGAUCACGCUUUUAGAAGCCCUUGAACUUCGAUAUAAGAGCACUUCCACUAAAGAAGAAGAAGACGAGAUGUAUGUGCUUUCUGCAACUAAUAGACGGGUAUCGGUUGAGAUUCUUGGUAGAGAAAAGAUUCAAAGCAUGGUUAGCAACUUUGAGGACAUGACUGGAGCAUCACUAGCUUUUUUGGGAGUCAGCUCUCCCGGACCUUUGGGCACUCUUGUUUCAACUCUACCAAAUUUGAAGGAGCUUGAUUUGAUGGGAAAUCUGCUUUCUGACUGGAAAGAUGUUGGCAUCAUCUGUAAAGAGCUAGCAGUGCUUGAAGUUCUCAAUCUCUCCUACAAUUUGAUGUCUCACGAUGUAACUGGAUUUCCCAAGCUGAAUAAUAUCAGGGUUUUAGUGUUAAACUUUACUGGCAUAAGCUGGAAUCAGGUUGAAGCACUUAAAGAGUCCAUUCCACACUUAGAGGAGCUUCAUCUGAUGGGAAACCAUUUGCAAGAAAUUACGCCAUCAUCUUCCAUCAACGUAGAAGGAUUUGAUUUUCUGCGCCUUCUUAACUUCGAAGAAAAUUGCUUUGCUGAUUGGAAUGAAAUUCUGAAGCUUUCGCAGCUGAAAAGCUUGGAGCAGCUUCUUUUAAAUAAGAAUAAUCUAGAUUGCAUAUGGUACCCAGAAUCCGAUGCAUUAGGUGAAGAAGCUACUUUUAGACCUUUCGAGAAGCUGUCUUGCCUCCUCAUUGGAGGAAACAACAUCAAGGAUCUAACUUCAGUUGAUUCACUGAAUCAUUUUCCAAACUUGAUGGAUGUCAGACUAUCUGAGAAUCCAAUAACAGACACCACAAAAGAUGGUGUCCCAAGAUACGUUUUGAUUGCACGCUUAGCAAAUAUUAAAAUUCUGAAUGGAAGCCAGAUUAGUCAACGGGAGAGGAAGGAUUCUGAGAUUAGGUAUGUUCGACUAGUUAUGAUGAAGAGUAAUGCUAACCUGGAAGAUAUUUCGCGGCUACAUCCCCGGUUUUCCGAGCUUAAAACAAUCCAUGGAAUUGAUGAAGUGAGGGCUCCAAUUGGCAGGGCUGGGCCUCAGAAAAUGUCAUCUGGGCUUAUAUCCAUCAACCUGAAGUGCAUCGGGCCUACAAUUGGUGAAAAGGCCCCCUUGACAAAAAAGCUCCCUCCUACGACGACAGUUGGCAAGCUGAAGAACUUGUGUGAAAGCUUCUUCAAGUUGUAUUCCAUAAAGCCAAAAUUGUUUCUUCAAGAAGAGUUUCAAUCCACAUCUCCAGAGGUAGAUGCUUUACCUACCUAUCAGGAUUUGACCAUAGUCCUUGACCCGCAGGGCUGCCCUUUACCAACAUUACUUGAUGACGAUAUGGCAUCUUUGAUUGACAUUGGAGUAGGCAACGAGUCCACCAUCCUGGUUGAUGAAGAAAACUAA
This is a messenger RNA of Oldenlandia corymbosa var. corymbosa, 1692 nucleotides long. NCBI's taxonomy places the organism in Eukaryota, Viridiplantae, Streptophyta, Magnoliopsida, Gentianales, Rubiaceae. The record is from the annotation of a GenBank genome assembly.